AUGGGAAACUUCAGCUUGAUGCUCGCUUUACUCUGCAACCUCAGUUGGGUCGCUCUGUCAGCUUCCCUGUUUCAAACCGUGACGGUUCGACCCGAUGAAGAAGUCACUCUGCGAUGCGCCAACCUUAGCCGAAUUGCUGGUCACAUUUUCUGGUUCAAGCUGAACGACGGACCCGACGUGAGCCGGAUCUCGUCUAUGUCCACCUCCGAAGCCGUUCCUUCGUUGCACGGUGAAUUUCAACGGGGCAAAUUUACCAUGAGAUCCAACGUCACAAACAUAUUUCUGGACAUCAAACAGGUGGAGGUGACCGACUCCGGAUUGUAUUUCUGUGGGUUUUAUGCUGAGGAUUUCCCUGGAGUCUUCGCCGCAACAUAUUUACAUGUCGAAGUCAGUCUUUUACAUCAGAUUGAAGAACCAGGCAACCUGCUGAAUUGGAUCCUGGGUGGUGUAGUCAUUUUUCUUGCUAUGGUCAUCAUCAGUUUGGUUGUCAAAAUCAGGACUUUGCGUACAGGUCGUGUCCGUUUGACGCUCUGUCGGUUUCACUCAGUGACGGUUCAGGCUGGAGGACACGUCACCCUGUCGUGCGCCAACCUCAGCAAUCUUCCCUCUCACGUCUCGUGGUCCAAACUGGCCGACGGCGGCAACAUCGGCUGCAUCUCGACUAUGACCAGCUCCGAAUCCAGAGCUGUGCUGUGUGAUGAAGGUCAAGGUGACAAAUACAGCAUGACGUCGAACGGGACAGACAUCUUCCUGGACGUCCAGGAAGUGAAUUUAUUAGAUGCUGGAGUUUAUAUCUGCGGCCUAUCCACCGACGAGUUUAAAGGAAUCUUCGGCUGUCGGCCCCCGACGCUUUAA
Molecule: messenger RNA, 855 nt
Organism: Xiphophorus hellerii (green swordtail)
Lineage: Eukaryota; Metazoa; Chordata; Actinopteri; Cyprinodontiformes; Poeciliidae
Exons: 5
Coding region: 1-855 (284 amino acids)
Biological process (GO): response to bacterium
Source: RefSeq, a predicted model, not a curated record